Prorocentrum cordatum is the source of this 2082-nucleotide messenger RNA. The record is from the annotation of a GenBank genome assembly. NCBI's taxonomy places the organism in Eukaryota, Dinophyceae, Prorocentrales, Prorocentraceae.
AGAGCACUCUGGCUUGAGGUGCCUCCGCGCGCCCCGGCCCGAGGAGAGCGCCUGGCGCCCCCCCCCCCGCGCGUGACCCGCGCCUGCACGUUAGACCCGCUUGGGGCUCACGCGAUCCAGGAAUGGCGCCGGGUCUCUCUGCCGCGGCGCUGCUUACCUGCGUCGCGCUGGCGAUCGUGUCAGAGGCCGCGCCCGUGCCCAAGGGCCCGCCGAAGUCCCGGCCGAAGGGCGCCGCGGUGCCCGCGGAGGAGGCUGCGCCCGUGCCCGAGGGCCCGCCGAAGCACCUGCUGACGGACGCCAUGGCGCCCGCGGAGGAGGCGGUGCCGGAGCCCCCACCGGUGGACGUGCAGGAGUCGGCCGCGGCCGACGCCGCAGAGGCGGCCAAGCUCGAGGAGGAGGCGGAGGCCGCGGCCGCCGAUGAGGCCGCCAACCCAACGAGGGUGGUGAAACUCGAGGCGGCCGAAGCGAUCUCCCUGCCCGCUGGCGUCCCGCUGGCGCUUCCGUCGGUCUUCGCCUCCCACAUGGUGGUGCCAGCGGGCGUGCAGUUCACGAUGUGGGGUCUGGCCCAGCAGGGGACGGGGCCGGUCUCCGUCACCAUGAACAGGGUGUCGGUGAGCGCCGAGCUGGAAGCGGAUGGCAGGUGGACGGUGACGCUGCCAGCCAUGGAGGUCUCCUCGUCGCCGACCGCCAUCACCAUCGCGUCGGCCACGUCCAACAUCGAGCUCGAGGACGUGCUGGUCGGCGACGUGUACGUGUGCAUGGGCGGGGACAACAUGGGCAUGCCCCUGAACGCGUCGCGCCAUAGCGGCAAGGCCCUCCAGACAGCCGAGAAGAUGGGUGACAACCUCCGCAUCAUGAGCGUCCAGCAGGUGGCCUGCUGCGCCAUUCCGCAGGACAACUUCACCGCGCGGACGCCCUGGCGCCGGACCUGGUCGGAGGAGGGCACCGAGGGCUUCAGCGCGCUCUGCUACCAUUUCGGGGUGGAGCAGAUCACUCGGCGCCCGGACCAGCCCGUGGGUCUGAUCCAGGUCACCGCGGCGGGUAGCCAGAGCUGGCAGUGGGCGCCGUCUCACACAGCACAGACGUGCGAGAGGCCGGGCGACGUGGCCGCAGACACGGUGUCCAUCUACUGGAACUCCAUGCUGCGCCCGCUCGUCCCGCUGAAGGGUGUUCGCGCGUUUCUCUUCGAGCUCAGUGGCGACGGCUGCGUGUCGAUCGACAUGGUGUAUCAUAUGCAGGAGAUCUGGCGCGCGGACCGACCGGGAGACCCCGAGAACGCGGUCCCCGCCAUCAUUGGCGCGCAGUAUUCUUGCACUAGCCCGGCAGAGCUGACGCGCGCGGACUACGACUACCAGGAGGCCUUCCUGCAGCUGCCCCGCUCCGGCUUCGCCGUGACGUCCGACCUCUGCAGCGUGACCGCCAGGGGCUGUGGCUCGCACUCGCCCUUCAAGCAGGAGGAGGCCCAGCGCUUCGCCACGCGGGCGGAGGCGCUCCUCUGGAAGAAGGAUGGCGUCCCGGCGAACGCCCCGAAGCCAGUUCACGUGUUCGUUGACAGGUACGAGCCGUCUUGGGGCAAGUUUCAUUACGGGGUUGUCGGGGACUUCACCUGUCACACCUGCGUCUGGGGCAUGCGCAUCGUGUUCGACCAGGACGUGGAACUCCGGCCCGAGUUCGCGGACUUCAAGGGCGGUUUCAACGGCCACAUCAACGGCUUCCAACUCUACGUCAACACGAAGCCUGGGCUGAAUUACUUCCCCGUGACCAUGCAGCUCAAUUGGGUCGGUGGCAACACGGUUCAGCUGAACGCCACGAUCAAGGUCGGCGCGCUGGGGGUGGACAGCCCGUGGCCGGGCAGGCUGCAGUACGGCGAGGGCCCCUUCCCGGUGAUGCCUCUCGUCAGCGGCGCCACAGGUGAGCCGGUGCCUCAGCUCAGCAUCGAGGUGCCUCUUGGCGACGGCAAGGCGGAAUUGAGGAAGUUGUAUUGAGUUCCUGCAUUUUCCAGCCCAUCAUUCCGCUCACUCACGAGUUGGUGUUUUCAAUGGUUGCAGUUGAAGGGAGGAGAAGUUGAAUGGGAGGAGGGGC